UAUGAAUGACUCUGAUUCUCAAAUUAACAAUCCAUUAAGUAAUAGCCAUGUCUCGAAUUCAGAUUAAGAAUAAUUGAUAAGAUAGGAAGAAUCAGAUUGUGAAUUUGAAUGUUCAUAAAACCCUAUGUUAACAGAGGAAGAAAAUAAUGAAAAGUCUGUUGUAAUAAAUAAGCUCAUUUAAAAUUCAUGUAAAAAUUAAUCUUAUCUAAGAAUCUUCUAAUCAAAGAAAUAAGAAAAGUUAAUUAGGAUCAUUUUUAACUUCUUAAUAACUCGAAUCAUAAUAAUACAAAAUAUCUGUUUAAUAUGUGGAUUCAAAUAUUGGUAAUCCUUUAUGUUCAGGAGAAGAAGAAACUCAAGAAAAUUUGAGGAAUAUGAAAGAAAAACUUCAAUAAUUAGAAAUUAAAUUUGAAAGCUAAGGAAAUGAAAUCAAAGAAAUUCAAAGUAAUAAAUUAAUAUAAUUUAGACAAUUUUAAUUAAACAAAAGAAGAAUUACAACAAUUAAAAUCUGAUAAUGAAAAUCAUAAGAAAGACAAUAUUGAAAUAAGAUAAUAAUUGUAAAAUUACCAAAAUGAAAUUCAAAAAGUCUAAAAUUUAAUAUCAUUGAUGAUCUAAGAGAAAUAAUUGAAUCGAUAUGAUUAUCCAAAUUAAAUCUAGAAUAAAAGAUCUAAAACAACAGUAGAAUUAAGCAAAGACUUAACUGAUAAUUAGGAAGAUCAGUCUAAACAAAAAUAAAAAUAAACCAAUAGUAAUGGAUCUCCUAUGAAAUAAAGUGAAAAUCAAUUAUCUUAAUAAUAAGCUAAUUUUCUUAUAAAUAGCUCAAAAAGUUAUUACCAUAAACCAUACAUACCUUAAGUUCAACUAUUUAAUGCUAAUUAAUUAGCUGCGUUACUUAAAUUACGUAUUACUUAUUAUAAUUGAAGCCCUAAAUAGAAAGGAUGAAGAAAGAAAGGAUUUUCAACAGAAAGUGAUUGGAAAAGACUUUAACUAUUUAUUUCAUAGACCAGUUAACACUAGUGGUAAAAUUUCAUUUAGAUUUUAUGUAGCAAUAAAUUUGAAUCAAGUAAAAGGAUAAGGUGUUCCUUAAUCCUAUUCAUUUAUAAACACUUCCCUGAACAAAUGA
Paramecium pentaurelia is the source of this 1120-nucleotide messenger RNA. The record is from the annotation of a GenBank genome assembly. NCBI's taxonomy places the organism in Eukaryota, Ciliophora, Oligohymenophorea, Peniculida, Parameciidae.